AUGGCUUCCUUCCGCGCCAAACGCCUCGAUCUGGGCUGCUUCAUCAACAACAAGAUCAUCCGCGACCACACCAAGCGCAAAGUCUUCGAGACCCACGAGCCCGAACGCCAAGCCCUGCGCUACAUCAUCCGCAACCUCUCCCUCCCACAGCGCACACGGGCGCAAGCGCAAUUGCAACUGGCGCAGAUGCACUGCUAUACGCGGCCGACGCAGAUUCGGAAUCGAUGCCUGAUGGGUGGGAAGGGCAGGGGUGUCUUCCGGGAGUUCAGGAUGGCGAGGGUGAGUUUGAGGAGACGCUUUGUUUUUUCGAUUGCGAGGACUUCGAAGGGAGCGAUGUGCUGAUGGUGGGAUGUAGUAUCAAUUCCGGAUGAAUGCGCUCGAGGGGAGGAUACCGGGUGUGCAGAAGGCGAGUUGGUGA
Messenger RNA from Lecanosticta acicola, 418 nucleotides. Lineage: Eukaryota; Fungi; Ascomycota; Dothideomycetes; Mycosphaerellales; Mycosphaerellaceae. The record is from the annotation of a GenBank genome assembly.